Messenger RNA from Linderina pennispora, 225 nucleotides. RefSeq lists its product as uncharacterized. The record is from RefSeq and is a predicted model, not a curated record. Bases 12 to 206 code for a protein of 64 amino acids. NCBI's taxonomy places the organism in Eukaryota, Fungi, Kickxellomycota, Kickxellomycetes, Kickxellales, Kickxellaceae. The transcript has a single exon.
GCGGCAAACACAUGCUACUCAGGAGAGUUCUUAAUAUCCAUAAACUCUCAGAAGCUGGGUCUGGUCUGACAGUAUCGACAGUAGAUCUCAUGGUGUUAAGAACACCCAGAGUGAGGGAAAAUGGCUGGGAAGGAACAUAUCCCAUGGGUAAGUGCAGGAUGAGAGGAUUGCAACCCCCAGGUGGCCACAAGAGAGAGCAGGUCUAGUUCUGUCUUUUGCAAGCGG